UGGCGAUAGCGGAAAUCCAAUAAUCAGCUGAUGGCCCCUCCGAGUCCCCGUUUCCGUUUUAUAUGGAUAUACAUCACAAGCCCUCUAAAGGCAGCUCAAGCUUUUCUCUUGCAGUUGCCAUUGUUGAUGUGGCUGCUGGCUGCACGCUGCACUGGUUGCUAGGGAAGCUAGAAAGAUUACCCUAAUAACGUGCUUCGACCAAAAAACAAAUAUAAGUAAGAGGGCUUUUGCAGGGCUAGAUACAGGAAUACGUCUGAAAUGGCACAGACAAAGUAUGAAAAAAAAAUGGUGGAAAUGGAUGAUGUUGAUGAUGAUGAAGGUGAAAUAAUGGAUACAUCUAUGGGAUUGGAUGCAAUGAUUGAGGAAUUUCGCUCUGAAGCUAUAACCUCUAAAAACAUUCCUGAGAUGCCAGACUUAGACGACGAAGCCCUAGAGGAAGAGGAAGUAUUUGAAGAAGAAGAAGAAGAAGGUGAAAUAAUGGACGAUACUUCUAUGGAUGCAGAUAAUACAAAAAGUUUUGGCUACUCAUCAAAAAUAGACAAAGUAUCUUCGUCAGCCAAACCUAUUUUCACUACUGGCAUCAACAUUUUCGACAAAAAAAUACAAGAGAAGCUCCAAGAACGUGCCAAAAGGUUUGCAUUGAAACCAGAAGAAAUCAACAGCAUAAACGAUCAAGUUUUGCAAGAUCUUUAUGACAGUCUAGGGAUAGAUUCCAGAAACAAAAAAGAAGUUAAAUUUGAAACUGUUCAUAUACAUGGAUAUGAUAAUAUGUUAGGGAAAGAUGUUGUGGAAUAUUUUGCAAAUUACGCUCCAGAAGGAAUUGAAUGGCUUGAUGACAGAAGUUGCAAUAUUGUUUGGUUGGAUAACGUAUCUGCUGCAAGAGCUUUACAUUUUUUAUCAAGGGCGGUAGAGGGCAUGCCUGCAAGAGCACCUAUAGAAACGUUUCCCAAAGAAUUCUUGAAUAAUGUCGAAGAUGAUGAGCUUGAUGAUGAAGAACCAUAUGGACAGAGCAUCCAGAAUGGUCUCAACAACAGUGUAAUUGCAAAUGAAAUAGCCAAACUAAUUAAGACUAAAAAAAAAUCAUAUUUAGCAAAUGCAGUUGAUAUUGCCGAAAUAUCCAUUACAAUACCACCUGGUUAUUGGAGAUUAGGUAUACCCCACCCAAAAAGUAGAGGUCUAUUAAUGCGAUUUGGAAACAUAACUGAUAAAUAUCCAUUAAAAUCAGAAAAGUGUGAUAAAUAUUAUAAGUUAUUAAGUAAUCCGUCAUCACAAAAGCGCUAUUUAUCAGACACUGAUAAAAAAGGAGUUAAAAGAACUACAAGUAUAUUUGACAAUAAUGAGGAAUUAACUCAAAGCUUAGCUCAAAGCAAAAAUCCAUGGGGCUCAUUGGCGAAGAAUUGGGAUAAAGAUUCAAAAUUUAGAGAAAGAGAUCCAAUAAUGUAUGAGAAUAAAGUUAUAGUACCUGAGCUUAAAAAUCCCAGUUUACAAGCUCGUUUGGGUACUAGAAAAAAAUCUUAUGAUGGAGAACUUGAAAUUCAAGGAGAACCUAACGAAAAGAAAAAUAGUGGGAAGAAAUCGAAAGUCCCAAGAAUGACAAUGUAUGCCGAUGAAGAGGAAUAUAAAAAAAAGGAAAAGCAGAUUUUAACUGCAAUCAGAAAACAUGAAGUUGGACUAAAAAAAAAUAAUGACGAUUUGAGAAAUAUGUUGAGCACUUCAAAGGGAUUAUCACUUAGAAAAGAUAAACUAGAACAUGACCCCAAUGCUGAUUUGGGUUUAACACUUAAAAACAGAAUUAAAAAAAUGUGUUUUGCUGUUGAUAAUGAACCAACAGAGGAUUAUGAUUAUGAUCCAUCAUAUACUUACAUUGAAGGAUCACAUUCUUAUGCUAAUAUCGCAGUACCUAGAAGAAGGUCUUUCGAGAAUAGUUUCACUGAGAGUGAGAAUGAAAGCUCACCAAUGAAAUAUAGAUCACCUUUAUUAAGAUCAAGUACAGAGAGAGAUAUUCCAAGACGCCGUAGAAGGCACAUUCCUAGCAGGAGCAGGUCUCCAGAACGUCGUUUGUAUAGUGAUAGAUUAGAGCCAAGAAAAUCUACUCGUCCUACUCCAUACAGACAUGCUCGUUCUCCUAAAUCAGCUCAUUCCAGGUACAAAAGCUACCCACACAAAGGUAGUGACAGAACUAGAAUAAAAUAUAAAACAGAAUCUAGAGGAUCCAGAGUAGCCUCUACAAUUUGGACAAAACCAGUAGAGCCAUCUGAAAUUGUUCAAAAUUAUGAAGAAUCAGACAAAUCUUCUGCAAGCAGCAGUGAUAAUAGUGAUUCAUUAUCUGAUAGCUCAGAGAGCCAUUCUUCAACAUAUAGGGGGAUAUCUGCAAGAAAUCCUAGCAGACCUGGAUUUCAUAGGAGAAGGUUCAAGAGAGAGAGAACAUGGAAAAAAUAGAUGAUUGCUGCAAAUUCCAUGGAUCUUCAACCAGGAUUCAAGAUCCAUAAUUUUUUUUUUCAUGUUUUUGUUUUAGAGUGAAAAUCAAAUAAGAAGAGUACCUACAGUAAUGUUAUUUUUAUCUGCACAAUCGGAUUAUACAUUUUUCUCUAAUUUUUAAAUGCUUGGUGUCUUUAAAAGCCAUAGUUAGCGUGCCAUUCAUGUACAUCAUCUUGGACAGUCAAUGGCCUCUUGUUUGUUCCUGAACAUUUAGGUACUCUUUAUAGAUUUAUUUUUUUUUUAAUUUACAUAUUUUGACUAUCUAUUUAGUGUGUAAUUUGAUAUCUCCUUAAUAGUGGUUGUCAGAUAAAACGAAAUACAAUCACUGGCAUAGCCAGGGGGGCAGAGGGGCAUUUGCCCCCCCCCACAAUCCUAAAAAUACUGUAAAAAGACCGCUCUGGCAGCGCUCGCGGUGGACCAACAAGAAACACCACUGCAAAUUUGCCCCCCCUACGCCAGUGAAUACAAUAGUUUGUUUUUUUUCAUUAUAGAAACCUCAUUGUAAUUAUAUUUGUUUUAAUUGAGCUAUGCUAAUUUUUUUUAUAAAUCUAUUGGAAAAUAGAGAUAGAUAUAUAUUGUACCUAUACAAUAAUAAUAUAGUUUUUUGUGAAUAAAUAUAUUUAUAUAUAUAACAAACUUCAA
Molecule: messenger RNA, 3120 nt
Organism: Ceutorhynchus assimilis (cabbage seed weevil)
Lineage: Eukaryota; Metazoa; Arthropoda; Insecta; Coleoptera; Curculionidae
Source: the annotation of a GenBank genome assembly